Messenger RNA from Cuculus canorus (common cuckoo), 5788 nucleotides. It is a transcript of the gene PAQR8, whose product is annotated as progestin and adipoQ receptor family member 8. Gene Ontology annotation, cellular component: plasma membrane. The transcript has 2 exons. Gene Ontology annotation, molecular function: nuclear steroid receptor activity; steroid binding. The record is from RefSeq and is a predicted model, not a curated record. NCBI's taxonomy places the organism in Eukaryota, Metazoa, Chordata, Aves, Cuculiformes, Cuculidae. Gene Ontology annotation, biological process: response to steroid hormone. The coding region runs from base 185 to 1243 and encodes 352 amino acids.
GGCGGCGGGAGGUGGGGGGGGAGGAGGAGGAGGAGAAGAAGGCAGGAGGAGCAAGAGAAGGAGGAGAAGAGAGGAGGAGGAAGAGAAGGAGGAGAAGGGAGAAGGAGGAGGCAGCGAGGCUAUCGCGGUGGUCACGAAGACGGUGUUCCCCAGAGCCGGGCUCACAGCUGCCGCACGCAGCGAGAUGACAGCCAUCCUGGAGCGGAUCAGCACGCUGUCCCUCAGCGGGCAGCAUCUCAGCCGUCUCCCCAGGCUGUUGGAGGAUGGCUUCCCCAAGAUGCCUUGCACGGUCAAAGAGUGCGAGGUGCCACAACUCUUCCGUGAGCCGUACAUCCACGCUGGGUACCGCCCCACCGGCCAGGACUGGCGGUACUACUUCCUUAGCCUCUUCCAGAAGCACAAUGAGUUGGUCAACAUAUGGACUCAUCUACUGGCAGCGCUGGUGGUGCUGCUGAGAUUCAAAACGUUUGUGGAGGCUGAGCAGUUACCUGUGGAUGCAUGGUCCUUGCCUUUGCUCAUCUUUGUCUUCUCCUCUGUCGCCUACCUGAGCUGUAGCCUCUUGGCCCACCUACUGCAGUCCAAAUCAGAGCUGUACCACUACACUUUCUACUUUGUGGACUACGUUGGAGUCAGCAUCUACCAGUACGGUAGUGCCCUGGCUCAUUUCUACUACAGCUCUGACCAAGCCUGGUACGACAAGUUCUGGCUUUUCUUCCUGCCGGCAGCUGCUUUUUGUGGCUGGCUGUCCUGUGCCGGCUGCUGCUAUGCGAAAUACCGGUACCGACGGCCUUACCCCAUCAUGAGGAAGAUGUGCCAGGUGAUCCCAGCUGGGCUGGCCUUCGUCCUGGAUAUCAGUCCUGUCGCUCACCGGGUGGUUGUGUGUCACCUGGGGGGCUGUGAGGAAGAUGCUGCUUGGUACCACACGUACCAGAUACUGUUUUUCCUUAUUAGCGCUUAUUUCUUCUCCUGCCCUGUCCCCGAGAAGUACUUCCCUGGCUCCUGUGAUAUCAUUGGCCAUGCCCACCAGAUCUUCCACACCUUCCUGGCCAUCUGCACGCUAUCACAGCUGGAAGCCAUUCUGUUGGAUUACAAGACCAGGCAGGAGAUUUUCCUGAAGAGACAUGGGCCUUUCUCCAUUUAUCUCUCCUGCAUCUCCUUUUUUGGCCUGGUAGCUUGUAGUGCCGUUACAGCUUACAUCCUGCGACGCAGGAUCAAGGCCAGCCUGGCCAAAAAGGAUUCCUGAGAGUCACGAAUGUGAUGGGUCUGACACUACAAGGCUGAUGAGAAAUCAAGAAAAGGGGGACAUAACAUAUUAGAGACGUAACUGGCUUAUUUGCCUAACACGCUGUGACUAACCCGGACCCUGGACUCAAGUGGAGGGCUGGAGACUUCGUGCUGGAUGUGCUUUCACAGCAGGGACUGCCUUUUGCCACCCAGGGGAACAUGGGGUGUUGGUUUAAGCCAGAACAAGUCAUUUAACUGAGGAUGCUGGAAUAGGCAGAGGUUUCUUGUUCAUUCUGGUAAAUCUGUGGGUGAUACCUUGCUGAAUGUUGGGGAGGGCAGCCUCAAGGCUGCGACACUGUGGAAGGGCGUGCCAGGGCUCUCAGUGCGAUGGAGAACGCACAGUGAGGAUCCCAGCUGGACGCGAUGACCUCUCUGGGUUUUGUCAUUGUGAGACCUGUUCCUAUCAAAGGCAGUAGCAAGGUUUCAGGAAGAGUCUGCAUGCCUAGGGUUCAGCUACGAGGCCAUAUGUGGCAGUGGCUGGUACAGUCCCUUUUCCUGCUCCAGGUGGGCCAAACCAGGUUCUGUCUAUGGUCCUCUUGCCAAGCACCUCAACACCAGGUUGCUGAAGUGGCUUUGGCAAAACGUGUUUGGAGACUUAGGCCAGACUUGGCCUCCUCUAGGAGGAAUUGGGUCUGAACCUGAGCCCUGUGUCUGCCAGUGGCCGGCGUGGGUCCAGCACAGGUGGAGAUGCUGGGUCACCUCCAUCUUCUCUUUCUGCUUUCUGUAUGACUGCACCAUGCGCGGUCAUCAAAACCAAGGAGCCAGGCUGUCCCACGGAUUACCAACAGGAGAUAGGAUCUUCCUUGGCAGUUGGAAUUUGACCUAAGAUAAUGGCAGUGCUAUUGGCUGUUUGAUAGCUUACAGGACAGGUCUUCAGAGGCUCCUCAUUUCCAUUUUAAGUGCUUAGUUUCCUUUUAGGAGCUGGACCUGAGUCAAGUUGGAGAUAGUUUUGAGUCUUCCUCAGUGGCAGUGGCAGAGGUUCAGCACCUCUGAGGCCAUCAGCAUUCGGAGUGAUGGCUGCAGGAUGGGGGAUGCUUCUGAUGUUGGGUGCAUCAUUCUGGCUGCUUGUGUGACAGGUUCACACAUCCCUGCAUAGACUGACUCUGAUCUUCUAUCUGGGGAGCCUGACUGACAUCCAGCGCUGGCCAUGAAGGCAUCGGGUAACUUGGGUGUGACCUGUCUGAUACAGGAAAGGCCUCCAACAGCCUUACUGCAGUCAUGGCCAGAAGGGUAUGAAAGUGAAGUAAUCUUUAUUUCUGUUAGUGGUGCUUUUCAGGACACCAGGCAGUCCUUGGUGGGCCUCGUGGAAAAGCUGACCUUGAAGCUGCAGGGUUGCUUUUCUCUGACCAAUGGGGUUGUGAAUCUGGCAUGUUUUUAUCAGCGCUCGAUGAAGGUAGAACAGCAAAAGGCGGGAGGGUCCUAGGCAACCUUGGGAUGGGUUUGUCCUUGAGAAUCAUAGAACGGUUUGGGGUGGAGACUUGGUGAUUUCCUGUGUGGAGUAGCGGGAAUAGUGGUCAGGGAUGAAAAUGUCCAUGGGUCACUCCUGCCCAAGGUACGGAAAGGGUUGGUUUGCUGUGUCCCCCACCAGAUGAGUCUCUUCUGUGCUUGCUUGGAGGGGAUAUAAAAAAUGGAGCCACAUGGCUGAACUGAAGUUGAAUGCACUUGCAGAACAGGGUUGGAGGUAUGGUCCCCUGCAGCUGAGGCACCUUCUGUUCGACUCCUUGCUUUCCCCAGUAAAUCCUGGCACAGCUCCUCCCAGUCGUGCACUGUGCAAGGCCUGAAACCUCAAAUGCCUCGACAUCUGGCAAAUUCCUAGGAGGGAUAAAUCUUUGCUGAAAUCAAGGAAGCAGUGGAAUUUGUUCCAGCAAUAGGUUUGUCUCACGGAAUCCAAGGGCAGACGAAUGAGUCGUGGUUGCUGGUUCUGAGCAGGCAGAGGUUAGGGCUGGAGCAUGAUCUGUUGUGACAAGCACUGAUUCGCACUGAUUUCUGCACUUGAUCUGAUUUUUACCUGUUGAGGGGUGUUGUGCUUCUGUAUGUGUGUGCGUGAUUGGUUACCCAGAAAGGCUUUGCCUUUACUUUUCCAUCUGCAGAGCCUCCUCGUCAGGCUGAGGUUAGCCUGAAGGUACCAGUGCUGUGCUGCUGGAGAAGCAGGGUGGGCCAGACGGCAGUGGCUCCCAAGCAGAUCUGUUAAUGGGUGCUUUGCCGUGUCUUGUGUUUUGUGGGCAAAUUUGAAACUCAUGGCCCUGUUGACACAUUAAAUACAAAGUGGGAAAGUAGUAAGUUUUGAGUACAGGAGAAGACAUCAUGGGAAAGCUUUAAGGAGGCCGUCUAGUCCACCCUUUCUCAUCACUUGGCAUCCUGAUUUUCAUCCAGUCCAGCUCAGAAAUUGUUUAUUUAAUUUCCUACAGUGUUUUUUGACCUAACAGCAGAUUUGCGUCUGGGAGAGACGAGUGUGGAUGGUCCCACCUACUCCUUAUUGUUCCCCUUCCCACACACAGAAGCUCACCUGGCCACAGAGUGAGCUGGUGCUAGGAGAUGGAGCAGUAGAAAACCAAUCCUACUGAACAAAUAUCAGUAAUUUUCUGCUGGGUUUAACUUUCAGCCUCGCUUGGACAACACUGCUGCUUGCAGGGAAGGGCUGGAGCGGGUGCCAGCAGCAGGUCCUGCUUUCCCAGCAGUCGGUUGUUCUGCUCUUCUGGUGCCAAAGGACUGCUUCCAUCGUGGUCUCUGGGGCUUUGAUUGUGGGUUCCCUCACAGUGUGGGGAAAGACAUCCGGUGGGAACAGUGUUUUUCCUCACAGUGUAAGUUGCCUUGGUUUUGUGGUUUGUGAAGCAGAAUGCUUUUGCUGAGUGUGGAUCUGGCCAGAUGGCAUCAGCGAGCUCCUGUGCAGGAAGGAGAGUGAACCAAGCUGUUCCUUUCUGGCCUGAAACAGAGAGAGAAUGGGCAUCGCUGCUAACAGCAAAUCCUGCUCUGCUGCUGCCUGGAGUUGCACUGGUACCAAAGGAAGGGGUAACCCACGCAUUUCCUUGUCUAAGGGUUUGGAAUAGAUGAUAUGUCCUGCCUGUGUCAAAGGAGGAUGAGGAUGGUAAUGCCAUCCAGUUCAGGGCAGGGAGAGGAGGUGCCCACAUGGCUUUCCCAAGGUAUUUCUGGUCAUUUGUCAUCUCCUCCCUGGCCCAGCAGAAGUGAAACUUCUCCUUCUGGAGAAAUUGUGUGAUGGUACUGGUGUUUUUCCAUAUUCUUAUGUUACCCCUCAGGUGAAGCCGCUCACGUCCCUGUGUGGCCCCGCACUCAGACCUGGAGCUGACCUCCUAGUCACUAUGAUGGGCUGAUGUAGCAGGGAUGCAAUAGAGAUCACUGCUGCUGUGAGGAUGCACCCUUGUGUCACAAGGGGUUCACCAAUACUGGAUCUUCCUUCUUCACCCUCUCCAUCUUCCUCCUCUUCCUCCAAAUAGCUUAUUUGUUUCCCUUAUCUCUGGGGUUCAUCCUUGUGCCUUACACACCUGGCUGCCUACCUGGGCAGACGCCACAUGCCGUGCACUCUGCUGCCCCUCAGCCAGGCCGGGACCGGAGGGUGGCUGCCGAUGCCCUCCUGAAAGCCAUGCUCUUGAUGUAGGGGGGACCAGGGCUGGGCCCAGAGAGAGUGACCGUGCCACUGUGGUGAAUGCUAGGCUUAUCUGAGAGCCUCUGAGGGCCUUCUCCUUGGGCUCACUGCUUGGAGCAUGCCUUCUCCCACCCCGGUAUUCCCCUAGGGGGGCACGGCUGGGAGGAGUGCACCAGGGGCAGGGUCUGGUGAAGAGCUGACCACCAAAGGCUGAGAACAUCUGAGAUCCUGAAGGGACCAGGGUCCAAAUCUUCUCCCUGAAAAAUCUUUUGUCCUUGGAGAGUUUUUUUGCAGAUCUUGCAAUCUGGAUCUCCACAGGACACCUCUUGAGACCUCAUCCCUAUGUGCCUUGUCCUGUUCUGUUUUGGGAUUCAUCACAAAGGAACCUGAGGCCCACAGGCAGCCUCUGCCAAUGGCUGCUUCCCGCUGGGUUUGCUUGGUUUACAGAGCAGAAGAGGAGGAUGGAGAGAGGUGCCUUAAACUCAUGUUUGUGCCUGGUGACUUGUGUAACACGGCAAGAACGGGUUCCUCACGUGCCUUGCGAUUUACAUCUUUUACUGACAAGAUCAUUUGUAAGCGUUGUUUGUUACUAAACAGAAGUACGAAAGAGUUGGUAUUUUUUUUUUCCCUGGGAAGCAGGGAAAGGUAUGAGUGAUCCUUGUUAACCUUUCCCAGUUCCCAUCUGCUGACUUUGUAUUGUUGCAAACACUGGUAAUGUUUUAAGCUCUGUACUGUCUUGAUCAUUAGUUAAAAAACUUACUGGGAAAAAAAAAUCUGUAAAAGCAAAAGUUUUGUGUGGUGUGAAAUUCCCAACUGCACAACUACGGGAGGGCAGGAGUCAUUGGGAAGAAAAGUGGGUAAUAGUUACGGGGUGGAUACAGAAUCACAGAAUCAUGGAAUGGU